UAGGGCUUCCAUACCGCCAACAUGUCUGCCAGCGCAUACGACCGACACAUCACCAUCUUUGCCGACAAUGGUCGUCUGUACCAAGUCGAAUAUGCCUUCAAGGCAAUCACAGCCGCGAACAUCAUGUCUGUAGGCCUGCGAGGCAAGGACUGCGCCGUUGUGCUGUCACAGAAGAAGGUUCCCGAUAAGCUUAUCGACCCCUCAUCUGUCUCCCACAUCUUCCAGAUCUCGCCCUCCGUGGGAUGUGUCAUUACAGGCUCCAUUGCCGAUGCUAGAGCAUUCGCCCAGCGUGCUCAGGGAGAAGCUGCUGAGUUCCGAUACAAGUACGGUUACGAGAUGCCGGCUGAUGUCCUGGCCAAGCGACUGGCCAACAUCAGCCAAGUGUACACGCAGCGUGCCUACAUGCGGCCUUACGGCGUUGCUACUACAAUCAUCAGCCUAGACGAAGAGCGGGGACCCCAGCUGUACAAGUGCGACCCAGCCGGCUAUUUUAUCGGUUACAAGGGCACUGCCGCCGGACCCAAGCAGCAGGAGGCUAUGAACCACCUGGAGAAGAAGCUGAGGAACAAGGAGCAUGCCGAGGGGUCCUGGGAAGAGGUUGUCGAGCUGGCCAUUACAACGCUGAGCACAGUUCUCAGCAUGGAUUUCAAGAAGGGAGAGAUUGAGAUUGGCAUCGUUGGCGGACCUCGGGCGGAUGGCAAAGAGGGCACGGAGCCCGGCUUCAGAAAGCUCACCGAGGAUGAGAUUGAGGAGAGAUUACAAGCCAUUGCAGAGAAGGACUAGAGCAUUCCAUAGACGGGUUAAUGAAGCAACUUUAAAGGUGCCUGAAGCAACAUGGCGAGCCUGGUGAGGAAGCUUCUUUCCAAGUAAACAUAGUGCCUCGAGAUAUCAUUCAAGGCAGCAGGAAUACUAGCCGCCCAGCAUUGGGCAUGGGGCUCUCCGUAUUAUGAAAGAAAAGGGAUGGCCAACGAAGCAUGGCUGCAUCAGGAUGGAUGCCUGUAACGGUGAAGAUCCAGGCGACCGGAUAAAGGAGUCGAGACUACAUGUAGCCGUCGCUCAUGUGACCGGCACCUCUGGUCCCCAAGCUGACCCAAAGGCACCAGGUAGCCGGGCAACAUGAUGAUAGGCAUCAAUAUC
Trichoderma citrinoviride is the source of this 1137-nucleotide messenger RNA. RefSeq names its product proteasome subunit alpha 6. Gene Ontology annotation, biological process: ubiquitin-dependent protein catabolic process. Gene Ontology annotation, cellular component: cytosol; proteasome core complex, alpha-subunit complex; nucleus. The transcript is spliced from 8 exons. The record is from RefSeq and is a predicted model, not a curated record. The coding region runs from base 22 to 783 and encodes 253 amino acids. Lineage: Eukaryota; Fungi; Ascomycota; Sordariomycetes; Hypocreales; Hypocreaceae.